Parascedosporium putredinis is the source of this 2799-nucleotide messenger RNA. Lineage: Eukaryota; Fungi; Ascomycota; Sordariomycetes; Microascales; Microascaceae. The record is from the annotation of a GenBank genome assembly.
AUGUGUUGCGACUCAAGUGUACUGCAGCAACACGACGCUCGCUACGGUGGGAGGUCAUUGCUCAAGGCUGCAACGACCACGAUGGCGCUGAAACUCACGCCCCGAGGCCAAGGCGCCAAGGGCUUUCGACCUGACGAGGUGGUCGAGAGCGGUUGGGGCUAUGAAACGCCUGCUGGCCUCUUCUCGUUACCAUAUGUGCGCUCGGCGCCGCUUUUCAUCCACGACCUAUUCGACCAUAAUCUGUGGGAAUGGAAGGAGUUCAUGGCUUUAGAGGUUGAUAAGAGUUCAUUCGCAAAAGAGUUCGAUCCUUCCCGUGUGAAAAACCUCCUGGAGUCCCGCAGCACGCCUGCGGUCCCACCUACAAAACACAUGAUGAUCCUGCUUCCCUCGCAAACGUGCAUCCACCCCGACGGCUCAAGGACGAUAUCCGCCGUGUGUUUUCAUUGUCUCUAUCACUUUACUCUUCGCAUCCAGGCGAACUCCGGGCAUGAUCUUUGCCGGGUUAGGGCGCCCACCGGUGGCACGAAUAUAGCAGACGCCAUUAAUGGUCCACAUCAGCUCUACCUCGAAAACCGAAACCUCGGGCCUGCCUCGGCCGAAUCCAGAUAUAAUCCCGUUAUUCUACGUGGGCUAUACGCCUGUACAUCAGAGCAAUGUGGUCUUCAGGUUGUUGUGGAGGUAUCCGCGCCGCGAAUAGACGCAAAGUGGAUCGACCUUUUGACAAACCAAGACCGGAUUAAGAAGCGGUUAGAGGACUUGAAAGCUGCCGAUCCGGAACGCUUCGAUAUCGGACCCAAUGAGUGGCACAAGGCCGGUCUUAGGCAGCUUGUCACGUAUUUAAAAGACCUCUUGGACGCGGCCGACCAUGGAAAGGAGCCUCGGACGCUCUCAAAGCGCAAUAAACGCUUCGAGGCCGUCAUGGGGCCUGAGUUUUAUGAACUGUUCCGUUUUCUCGAAUAUAAGGAGUUCUCUCGCGUCAACCAACGGUGCUCUCACCUACCACUUUCGCUUUUGGGCAUCCUGCCCGACUUCCACCCCAAGCUCGUGUACAAUAGCCGCGCUAAGCUUUCUGCUUUCCUACCGGAUUUCAAGGCGACGUUUGAGGAUUCUAUGUACAGCAUUGCUCGCGACACAUCUGGCCACCUUGGUCUCAAUGCCGAGUUUUUGCGCCGCGCCAAGGCUGUCGUGGGUGAGGAUAGCGAUGACAUGUUCAACGAGACUUGGGGUCUCGCUCCGAGCAACAUCCGCCGUACGGAUGACGAGGUGAUCACUGCCGUGCGGAAGAAACUUCGUGAUUCGCCUGAAGCCGUCGAUAUCAUUUUCGAAAUGCUCCCGGUCUAUGCUAGGUCUCGCGGGAGCAAAAGGCUCCUCCGUUUGAUUGACUGGGUAUCAACCCUGCUGCCGAUGCCUAUCGAUCUUGCCUUUGACGUUCUCGGCGCUAGGCCCGAUGAUAGUGCCAAACAGCUCAUACUCAACGCACAAACUAGGGUCAAGCUCGCAAAGGCGGCGACCAUUGCCAACGCAAUGAGGGCGAUAGCUCGAUAUCGAGAAGACUCUGUUCUGUCUCGGCAAGCUGAAAUCACCGCGGAAGGGCCCAUAACAAACCCGGUUGGACUUGAGAAUAUCGGCAAUACCUGCUACCUGAACAGCAUCAUUCAAUACCUCUACACAGUACAGCCAAUCCGUGGGCUUAUCGAUGAAUACGCAGAAAACAAGCUCGAGAUCGAUGACAUGGAAAAGAGGCGGAUUGGUGGCAGUAAGGUCAAGGUCCAGCCUGUCGAUCUCGUCAUCGGCCACUACUUCACUGGAGAGGCUCUGCAAACACUAUUCGCCCAAAUGACGACUGUUUUCCGUGGGCCUUGUGCACCCAGCCAAGGCCUCGCAAACGCCGUUCUUCUUUCCAGCGAGCAACUGUUGCGUCUGGCAAAGUCCGCUGCCGAGCCGCAAGCCUAUGCUGGCAUGUUUCCAGCGCCUUCGACUAAUGUCCGCCGUACCCCGCCGCCGCUGCCAGCACGGCCUACCCCGGCCGUGCCACUUAAGCAAGCUGACGAGACGACGAACGACCCCGAUCCUCCCUUGAUCGACUUGACAGGGCCGAGCCGUUCUAGCUCCCCUACUCUUAUGGGAGAUGCCGCUUCAGAUAGGUCGUUUGACCAGACCAAGGUGGACGCUAUGGAAAUUUCUGAAGAGGCAGCGACUGCCGUUAACGCUGAUGCCGAUGCAAAGAUGGGCCAGGCGCCAGGUGUCACCGUUCUUUCAAAGGCUAAAGAUGAUGUUGAGAUGACAGACGGCGAAACUGUGGCGUCAGGCGAUGACGAGGGAUCAGUAAAAUCGACGGCAGACACGCCAGAUUCCGAAACUGAAGGACUUCUGAACACUCUCAAGGUUAAGCACGAGCUCACCAUGAUCCAGCAAGAUGUAGACGAGAUCAUGGGUCGCGUCCUAGGUCUGCUGCAAGCUUCGAUUAAGCCCACAUCAAUCGAGAAUGACAUCCAGAUCGAGACUGUCAUGCAGACCUUUUUCUUCAAGGUUAUCAUGCGAACCAUCAGCUACCAGGACGGCGACCUAAGAACACCGCAUGAGACCAAAUCUGCAGAGUUCUUUAGAAAUCUGACCGCCUACCCUGCUCCUGACGGCCCCUGUACCUUGUACCAAGCCCUGGACAACAACUUUGACCAGGAGGAGAUUGAAGGCACCACAACAUCGCGAUAUUCGUCUAUCGAAUCUCUACCGCCCAUUUUGCAUGUCCUUGUGCAAAGGACCAAGGAGACGGCACCAAGAACCCCAACCCUGUCGUGA